AACGCACAGCAGUGAGUCAGUCCGGGGCUAGCCCGAGAUCUGUGCUGUGUGCAAUUGACAGACGUCUAGUACGACGGUUCAUCGAGUCAGCUAUGUUGCAUUUCUCACCAAGUCAACAAUCGCAGCUUGCGGGAUGCUGUAUACACGGAGUGGAGGCCCCUCGCGAGAGCGCAACGUAUAAAAGCGGGUUCACUGCGGGUCCGGAGAAGGGGCAUACAAUCCAACAACACCGAGACCCUCAUCCCCCAUCCCCACUUCCCAUACCCAAGCAUGAAGUCUUUCGUUCUCUCGUCCAUCGCCCUCGCUCUCUUCCUUGCGACCUCGGUUCAUUCUGCUCCCGUAGAACACAGUCUCUCACCAUCGCAGACGGAGGCCGCUUCAACUUCCCCCGCAGUGAUGGCCCCUGAUAUCUUCCUGUGGGACCGUCGCUCUUCUCCAUCACCGACUGGAACCACGGACGCGCCAGGCGCAUCUCAUUCCGCUCCGUUGGCCGCCCCUGGCAUCUUCCUGUGGCGUCGUGGUACUGCGGACCCGACACAGACGACAGACAGCCCGACGGAGUCAUCCUCUUCCCCCAUUCUUGCUCCCGACAUCUUUCUGUGGUAACUUAUGAAUAUGUCCCAAUUGAGCGCCGCAGUUGGUCGGCACGGAC
This is a messenger RNA of Rhodofomes roseus, 652 nucleotides long. RefSeq lists its product as uncharacterized. NCBI's taxonomy places the organism in Eukaryota, Fungi, Basidiomycota, Agaricomycetes, Polyporales, Fomitopsidaceae. The transcript is spliced from 3 exons. Bases 271 to 606 code for a protein of 111 amino acids. The record is from RefSeq and is a predicted model, not a curated record.